Tachyglossus aculeatus (Australian echidna) is the source of this 8637-nucleotide messenger RNA. RefSeq names its product vascular endothelial growth factor receptor kdr-like. Gene Ontology annotation, biological process: protein phosphorylation; vascular endothelial growth factor receptor signaling pathway; multicellular organism development. Gene Ontology annotation, molecular function: ATP binding; vascular endothelial growth factor receptor activity. The record is from RefSeq and is a predicted model, not a curated record. NCBI's taxonomy places the organism in Eukaryota, Metazoa, Chordata, Mammalia, Monotremata, Tachyglossidae. The coding region runs from base 1 to 3978 and encodes 1325 amino acids. The transcript is spliced from 30 exons. Gene Ontology annotation, cellular component: plasma membrane; signaling receptor complex.
AUGGGUCCGGAGCCCGCCCUGCUCGCCCUGGCCGCCGGACUCCUCCAGGGGCUCCUGGGGCUUCCAGGUCUCGCAGACGAGGACUUCCUGAUGAAACCGGAAUUGAGCUUCUCGGGGGAGCAGGUGGUGAUUGAAGCUGGGACCACAUUUGAUGUGACGUGCAGGGGAUCGGCCCCCCUGGCCUGGCUCUGGGGGGGCAACUCCUCUCUGAGACGGGUCCGCCGGCAGGAGCGGCCCUGCCCCGACGACCCCCGGGUCACGUGCAGCCAACUCACUGUCUUCCGGAUGGCGGCCAACGACACAGGCUACUUCACCUGCGCCUACCAGAACGAUGCAGACGCCAACGACCCCGACCUCAGGGCCACGGUCUACGUGUUCGUCCAAGACCCCAGCCAGCCGUUCGUGCAGCCCCACUCUGAUGUCCCUCUGGUGAUCAACAUUCUCCCCAGCACCCAGGAGGUCGUGGUGCCGUGUCGCGUCUCCUCUCCCGACCUCCAAGUGGACCUGGAUCUGUUUCUCCCUAGUCCUUCUUACAAGUUCACUUCCUUCAGCAAGGACUGGGACCCCAAGAAGGGCUUCACGGUUACUCGACCCUCCUACCAAUUCUUCAGCAAUAUGCUCCAGUGCAUCACCAAAGCGGGAGGGAAGACUUUCCGGACACUCUAUCUCCCGCAGAAAGUGGAAACCGAGAAGAAGAAUCUCGUCAUCAGUGCCAAUCACCAGAAGAUGCUGGUCGGGGCCCUGCUCAGGCUGCGAUGUGCCGCUGAGACCACCUACAACGGGAGGAUUGACUUCAAAUGGGAAUACAAGAAGAAAAGGGCUGAGUGCUGUGAGGUGAAAAAGAACAUGAAAACGGAUGACCCGGUGUAUAAAAGCUCCAGCACCCUGACUAUCCGGAAUGUCACCAUGGAAGACAAUGGCCUGUAUACGUGCAGGGAAAAUAAUGCAUCGGGACUAGAGGCCAACAUCACCAUCACGGUGUACGAACGUGCUUUCAUCAAAGUGCUCCCCACGAACAACAGCACCAUGGAGGGCACAGCCGGGCAGAAGAUGCUGAAAUUGGUGGUGAGGGUAACUGCCUUUCCCCACCCUUCCGUGGCAUGGUUCAAGGACGGCAGGCCAGUCGAGGAGAACAUCACCUGCUAUCAAUCCGACCCCGUGCGGUACAAACUGACCAUCCGGGAUGUCAAGCUGAAGUACGCGGGCCUCUACACCGUCGUCCUGAGCAACCCCCAGUACGGCCUCUCUGAAAACCACUCCAUCCAGCUCGUCAUCAACGAGCGACCCAAGAUCUACGAGAAGGAGACGGACUUGAACGAGAUGGAGCCGGUGCUUCUGGGGAGCGAGCAUACCCUGCGGUGUACGGCGAGUGGCGUGCCGGCCCCGUCCAUCUCCUGGAGCUGGGAGCCUUGCCUCCCCGACGACCCCCUGUGCAGGCGGCGGAGCAAGAGGGUCAGCAUUUCUGGUCACAGCUUGACCACAGGCCCGUACUUGGCCAAUACAAUCAAGUCCGUCGUAGAGACAACCCUAUUUCACGAAGAGAGAAAUAAGACCCUGAGUACUCUGAUCAUUGCCUCCAGCAACGUAUCGGGUGUGUACUUCUGCGUGGCCUCCAACAAGGUCGGCGGCGAUGAGAGAGGCAUGAAGUUCUUCGUCUCAGACGUGCCCGAGCAGCUGGAGACCGAGCCGCAGGUCUCGGCCAUCGCCGGGCACGACGCCGUUCUCCGCUGCCGGGCGGCCAGGUUCAUCUUCGACCACCUGGUGUGGCUGGACCCCUCCGGCGCGGUCUUCCCCGCGACCUCCACCCGGAACCAGAGCGACAGCUACUCCAUCUCCCUGGCGCUGGUGAUCCACAAUGCAUCCCUAGAGCAUGAGGGGAAGUACAGCUGCAGGGCCAGGCAUCGGCACAAUGCCACCUUGGAGCAGGAGCAGAGCACCCAGCUCCAAAUCAAAGAGAGGGUGGCCCCCUACGUCCUGGAGACCCUCGCCAGCCUGACGGUGAACAGCAGCGGCAAGAUCGUGCUGGAAUGCAAGGUCGGGGGAACGCCGGCUCCCGGAAUCACGUGGACCAAGAACGGCUAUCCGGUGCUGCCGGCCUCGGGGAUUUUCCUGGAGAACCACACCCUGGUGAUCGAACGUGCCAAGAAGGAUGAUGAGGGCACCUACGAGUGCCAGGCGACCAACGAGGUGGGGCGAGCCAGCACGUCGGCCGUCAUCACCGUGGAGGGCUCGGAGGAGCGAUCCAACAUUGAAGUCAUCAUCCUGGUCUGCACCGGCUUAGCGGCUACCCUGUUCUGGCUCCUCCUGACUCUGUUCAUCCGGAAGCUUCGAAAGCCCAGCGUCUCAGACAUCAAGACAGGGUACCUGUCCAUCAUCAUGGACCCAGAGGAGGUGCCCCUGGAUGAGCAGUGUGAGCGGCUUCCUUACGACAGCAGCCGCUGGGAGUUCCCCCGGGACCGGCUCCGACUGGGAAAAACUCUGGGACACGGUGCUUUCGGGAAAGUGGUGGAGGCUUCUGCUUUUGGCAUUGACAAGUCUUCAACUUGCAAAACGGUGGCGGUGAAAAUGCUUAAAGAGUGCGCCACCGCCAACGAGUGCAAGGCCUUGAUGUCCGAGCUGAAGAUCCUCAUCCACAUUGGACACCACCUCAACGUGGUCAACCUGCUGGGGGCUUGCACCAAGUCCGGAGGUCCUCUGAUGGUCAUAGUGGAAUUCUGCAAGUACGGGAACCUGUCCAACUACCUUCGAGGCAAAAGAGGGGACUUCAUCGCGUUCAAGUCCCAGGAGGGCUCAGAGCCAGGGGAGAAGAGCCUGGAGGACUCGAGCAGUGACCUGACGGAGCUCAUCAAACGGAGGUUGGAGAGCGUGGCCAGCACCGGAAGCUCGGCCAGCUCUGGCUUCAUUGAAGAUAAGAGCUACAGCGACUCAGAGGAGGAGGAGGAAGACUCUGAGGACCUCUACAAGCGACUUCUCACCCUGGAGGAUCUCAUAUGCUACAGCUUUCAGGUAGCCAAGGGCAUGGAGUUCCUGGCCUCCAGAAAGUGCAUCCACCGGGAUCUGGCCGCCCGCAACAUCCUCCUUUCGGAAAACAACGUGGUGAAGAUCUGCGACUUUGGCCUGGCCAGGGACAUCUACAAAGACCCCGACUAUGUGCGGAAAGGAGACGCCAGGCUGCCUCUCAAGUGGAUGGCCCCAGAAGCAAUCUUCGAUAAGAUCUACACCACGCAGAGUGAUGUCUGGUCCUUCGGAGUCCUGCUGUGGGAGAUCUUCUCUCUGGGGGCUUCACCUUACCCGGGGGUGCAGAUAGAUGAGGACUUUUGCCGUCGGCUGAAGGAAGGAACACGGAUGCGAUCCCCUGAGUAUUCCACUCCUGAAAUCUACCAAACCAUGCUGGACUGCUGGCGCGGCCCUUGCACCGAGAGGCCCAACUUCACCGAGCUGGUCGAGCGCCUCGGGGACCUGCUGCAGGCCAGUGUCCAACAGGAAGGAAAAGAGUACAUCCCCCUGAACAUCACGGACGGAGGUCUCAACCCCAAGUCACACCCGCUGGAAGAGACCAACCGCGGGAACCGCUGGAGCGCACUGGAAACUGGCUCCAAAAAGCGGCCCCUGAGCGUGAAGACGUUUGACGAGGUGCCAGUGGAGCAGGAGAAGUCCGAAGAGAGCGGAUCUGACAGUGGGAUGGUACUCACCUCCGACGAGAUCAAGAGUCUGAAGCGGCUGGAGAUUCGGUCCUGGCCCCAUGGAAUCAUGGCCCUGGCGCUGAGGGCCGUCAGCAAGAGCAAAGAGUCGGUGCUGUCGGAGAGCAGCCGCGAGGGGCUGAAGUUCCAGCCGACAGCGGCCCUGCUGGAGGCCGGCGGCCCCCUCGACUUCGCCCUGGAGGACUCCGCACUCCUCUCGCUGGACCCGGCCCUGGAAUGCCACAGCCCGCCCCCUGACUACAACUCGGUGGUCCAUUACUCUGCCCCGCCAGUGUAGCCGCCUCCCCUCGCCCUUCCGCCCGGGGACCUGGUCCAGGCCUCUCUGCCCCGGCUGCCUCCUGUGGACAGAGUAUGUGGGGAUGAGGUGGGGAAGAAGCGGAUGAGAAGAAGGAAGAGGAAACAGAGGAAGAAGAGGAGAAAGGGAGUUGCCUCUGCCCCACCCUCUCAGGAUCCUGCUGACCACCCCCAAACUGAGACUAACUGCUGCCUCACCUGACAAACCCCCACCCCAGCCCCUCAAUGAAGCCCUCUCCUGCCCCUGAUACAUGCAAGAAAAGUGGAAGAGAUUAGCCAGGGCCAGCCAGCCUCCCGCCCCCGACGUCAGACCCAACACCUUCCCACAGUGAGCCCGGUCAUUGGGUCAGUGGAGGGACCACCAGGGGACCGGUCCGCAAAGUUAGCUGGGCAAGAAUCCCACCACCAUUCCCAACCACAACUCCGGACCCACGGAGCCACUGAGCCAGAGUCCCGGCUCUCCCGCCCGAGCAGGCCGGCUGGGCCAUUGUGCCUAGCUGGCAGUCGGGCAGUCGACCACAUUCAGUUUGCCGGCCCUGACCCAGCGGCUUUCAUCCCGUGCUUCCGAGGAACACGAGUUGCAUGAGCUGCAAAGGGAGCUCGGCCCGUGCGUCCCCUGGGGGGGAUUGUGCAGCAGUCAACCGGGAAUCUCCCGCAGGCCUCCGCCCGGAUGGAUAGAUGAGGAAAGCUAUGCAGAGCACACUCCUCUGGACACCCGGGCAGCUGAUCCCCCAGCUGGGGUGUGGGACUGUGUUUCCCUCGAUCUGCGAGGAGCCGCCCCCUCCCUCCAUCAUUCGGGGUCUUUAGCAGAAGGGUGGUCCCUGAAGCCCUCGCCUGCCACUGCAGGUAAUUGGGAAGUCCCUAAGGGUGAUGGGGGUGGGCAUGUGUUGUGUGUUGUCACGCAUGUGCCCCGGGGGUCUGAGAUUCCAUGUCCCCUGCUGGAAAUGUAUACACCGGCCAGCCGGCCCGACUGCUCUCGGCUGUCGGCAAGUGAUCCCUGACGAGAUCUGCGAGCCCAUGCUAUGUGCCCAGCACCAAACUGAGAUAGCCCAGCCUCUUCUGAGCUGGGAGAGAGCCGGGAGGAUGGGGGGACGCCGCUUGGGCCCGCGGGCCCACUUCCCUGCCGCUGUUGCUCCUGCAUUUGGCGGUCCCAGCUCCAUUUAGCUCCUUUUCCUCCCCACUGUCAUCACACACACCUCCCACCUCCCCACUCUAGUCCUCAGGGGAAUAGAUGCCACCCUCCCCUGUCUCACCCUCACCGAUGGUGGGAUGUCUUCCUCAGAUUCUGGGGCCAUCGCUGGCCGAACUACCAGACUCCACCAGCCCGGUAACCUAGUCUGGCCACGCAAACAGUCCCGUUCUGGCCACGGGAACACGGGGUGGUGCCCAUGGGAGGGGGGCCCACCUCCUCGGCCCCUUCCUGGGAGAUUGAGAGAUCUGUUCCGGAUGGGCUCAGUUUCACCGCAAAUAGGACCGAAGUGGGAAAGCUACUCCUUGUCACUCUGAAACGUGUACCAGGGCAGAUGGCUUAGGCGAGAUGGCCGGGGGUGGCCGCCCCCUCUGCAGGCGACGGGCUAGUUUGGGGCCGGCCUUGAAGAGGCCGUGGCAGAAUGGAGGCCCACCUCAGCCCCCAUCUUGGACAUAAACCAAGCAAAAUCAUCCCGUGUGGGCAGAAGCCACUGACCUACAACUUCCCAACCAACCAAUAGGCUUCCCUCACCUUUGCCCCGUCAGGGGUCAGGCCCUGCGGGGGCAGCCCGUGGAGUCAAGCCAUGGGGGCCAAAGCGGCAGAUUGGCCGGCCCAGAAAGUGUCGCCCAAAAAUCCCCUCUGCAGCUUUAUUAGAGAGAAGGGGGUAGAAAGUAGGAAGUUUGAGAUUUCAAAGGAAACCCCCCGCAUCCCGCCACCCUCCCCUCACUGCCAUAGCUGCGAAGUCCCUGGGAACAGAAUCUCUUUGGCAAGUGCUGGGUUCAUUCAUUCCCGCAUGUUUGCCUCACAUGCUGACUCUAUGGAGCCUCUUCAAACGGCCGCCUUGGGAUAGAUUUCCCUGGGAUUGCUGGGUCCCCGGGGCACCCAGCCAUCCCGGUGGGCCGGCAGAGUCUCGGGAAAGCGGGCUGACCAACAAAGUUCAGCACGCUCGGCUCGAGCCGGCUGGUAAAAUCUGACCUCACCGCCAGGCCGAAGAGCCGGAAUUAAGUCUCAGCUCCGUUCUCUGCCCCGCUGUUCCCCAGCCUCCUAACGGGCCCUCCAUCCCCUCAAGACCCGGCCCCUUUCUAAGGGCCCUCCCCAGGAUAGCUUUCGGGGGGCCGAGCCAGCCUCCCCUUUCUAGAAAGCUAUUCCUUUUGGAAAUGACAGGACCCCACUCUCCUCACCCCCGUAUCAUCCCCUCCUUGCCUGGCCAGGUAGAGGCAGGGGGUUCUGUCCAGCUCUCCGCAAGAGAAGAGACCUGGGCACGCUGAGAAUUCCCGAUUUUCCAUUUCAUCAGAAGUUUCUUUCUCUUUCGGGGUCAGAGAAAGUGGAAAGGCGGGCUAAGUAUUAACGAGUAUGUGUUGUCCGUAUUUUACUAAUAUUUCCGUUUGUCUUUUGCCCUAAUUUAAGUAUCGUUACGACGAUGUAUAUAGUUUACUCAAUAAGAGCCAAUAUAGCAAUUCAUAUAUAGGGUAGAGUGCAGUGCUCCCCACGCGAUCCUUUAAACAAAGAUACCGUGGCUGUUACGAGGUCGCCGGACCUUAGCUGCGUCAGAUGCUUGCUGGGCAAGGGUCAGUUUACGGGCCCCUGGAGUGCCCAUUCCAAGCCAGGGACGGGGGAUGGAUGGAAGGGAGGGCCCCUGUGAGCUGUCGGGGAGUAAGGGUAGGGGGAGAGAUUGGGCCAGGGCCAGCUCUACAAAAUAGAGGUGUGAGAGAGAUGGAGGGAGGGAGUAAUGCGAAGUGACCUCAAAGCUCAGACUUCUCAGGGAUAUUCAUGUCUGACUCCAGGGGGAACAGCUGGUCCCUAUCUUUCUCAGUGGGUUGAGUUGGGAGAAAUCAGGGAUGUGGAGACUUCUCCCCACCCUGUAUGUCCUGGUGUUUUUCUUUCCCUCUCCUGGCGGAGCUCCCGGAGGCGAAGGCCAAUCGGCCGUGGCCAGACCUCUGGGCCCGCCCGGCCUAAACAUCCAAGAGCCCUGCCAUUCCCUGUGUGAUCUUGAGCCCCUGAAAGAGCCUGAGCCCACCUGAAGGGUGAGACUGCCAGCCAGGGGGGGCUCAGCAGAACUGUCACCCUCACCUCUGGGCAUAGGGGUGCAGAUCCCAACUGGAGGGCUGCCCGGGGCCUGCUCGGCUUCCCUCCUGCCCAUCCCUGGGGGCUCUCACCCCCUCCGCCAGCUUACGGCAGGGUUUGUUAGUGCCCAAAGCAGUGGGCGGAAGAGACACGGGCCGGUUUGCGAGCCCAGUGCCACCCCCGCCCGACACCCACAGUUCCUCUCGGGGUCUGGCCUAAGGGGCCAAGGCUGCCCCUUGGCAGGCCGACAAGAGGGACACUGCAGAGAGCCGGAGAAUCUCCCACCCUCUGCCUUCCAGGGGCUGUGGUCACCAGGGGCCCCUCCAGGCUCCGCCAGCCCCAGUUCAGGAGGGGAACCGAGGUCUCCCCACAGGGCGAGCAGGGCCAUGUCCCUGGAGGGCUACUGUCCCCACUGACCAGAGAGACAGCAGGAGGAAAGAUGGGGUUUCAGGCUCCCCAGCCUCAGUGAGGAGCAAAGCGUGCCACUACAGUCCCCCUGCCACUGCCCGGACUGGCCCCCGGCCAUGCCUUCUCCCGGUCUCCAAAAAAACUGGAGCGCAGCCCAGCUUGGCUGGGAAAAUCCAUGAAGGGGACUUUCUGACCCUUUAGUCCCAAGUCCCCCUUUAUCGGGGAUGGACCCCCAGGAGGGAAGGAUCCAGCCCCCUUUGCCUGAAGGAAGGCAAACCCCGUCGUGGUUGGGGGAGGCAAGGCUUUAUCCCUGGGUUAACUGGAACUGCAGGGGAGACUGUGAGCCCACUGUUGGGUAGGGACUGUCUCUAUAUGUUGCCAAUUUGUACUUCCCAAGCGCUUAGUACAGUGCUCUGCACAUAGUAAGUGCUCAAUAAAUACGAUUGAUGAUGAUAUCCUGGAGAAAGCUAAGACAGCCCAAGGGCCAAGUUACCAGGGAAUGCCAAAGAGCCGGGGGAGGGCAGAGCAGGUUUGGAAAGGGGCAAGUUGGGUUUCCACUGCCAAGGGGAGGAAGCCCUUCCCAAACUCCAAAAGUGAGACCCCCAAGAAGCCCAUGGCUGUUCCAGUAUACCUUAAGGGAAUGGGGCAAGGAGAUAGCAGGUGGGCAAGGCGGGGGGCCAAACCCCCCUGCACCUAGCCCCUCUGGCCCAGUGCUGACCUUAGCCCGUCAGACCCAUUCAUGAAUGAAAGCCAGGAAGCCCAUUCCCACUUAGUUUAAAGGAAAAUCAGGCAGAGGCCGGGAUUAGGGUGUUCAGCCUGGACACGUGUGCCUGUACGUGUGUGAGGGUAAGCGCGUGUACUCGCCCGUCUGCCUGAGAAACGUGUGCACUGAAAGAAAUGAGAACCUCUCGCUUUUAUUAUCUAGUCGAAACUGUAUUGUAGCUAUUAACCAGAAAUAAAGGAUUCUAUAUUUAUACAGGC